Dichomitus squalens LYAD-421 SS1 is the source of this 823-nucleotide messenger RNA. Its product is annotated as glycopeptide. NCBI's taxonomy places the organism in Eukaryota, Fungi, Basidiomycota, Agaricomycetes, Polyporales, Polyporaceae. The record is from RefSeq and is a predicted model, not a curated record. Bases 203 to 676 code for a protein of 157 amino acids. The transcript is spliced from 7 exons.
CUGAUGUCAAACAGCAAAAGAUUCAUUGCUAAGUACCACUCGAUUUCCGGCCUCGCCCAUACAGUGCUGCGAUGUCAUGAACAGCCGAUGGGUUUCGCAUGUGCGUUGUUCUCAAGCUCAGGAUCUGGGGUCCUGUUACAAGACCUAUAAAGCAUGGUGAACGCGAUUCGAAUCAGACUCUCGUAGACGUUAGUUCAUCACGAUGUUCAAGUUUGUCGCCUCCGCUCUUGCCCUCGCCGCCCUGGCUGGCUCCGCCCUCGCCGAGACGCACACCAUCACCUUCGACAACCGUUGUGGUUUCGGAACUCCUACUCUGAUCCAAAACGGACAAGUCCUCUCGACCGGCGGUGCUUAUACUACCAACGGUCCUAUCACCGCUGCUAUCGCUUAUCUUCAGACCGGAAACUGCGGCUUCAACGGGGAUAACUGUUUGCUCGUCGAAACGACGCUCGUCAACCCCACGUCUCCUGGCGCUGGCUCGUCGACCGACCUCAGCUUGAUCGCCCCUCAUGCGUUCAGCGUUACUUCAGGAUUCGGCUACUACAACGGCUGCGACGGCGCGGGGGCGAACUGCGACAACGCUAACUGCCCCACUGCCUUCCGCCAGCCCGACGACACCCAGGUCCAGGUUCAGUGCGAGAGCAACGACGUCAACCUCGCCAUCACCUUCUGCUAAAAGAAGGUGACACGUCUCAUUACUCAUUCAUGCCACGGGCUAUAUAGUUUUAAUGGUGGAGGGUCACACAUUUAAUGUUAUUUAGUAUCUUGCCUCUGGCCCGGCGAACAUAGCCGAACGUACCAUAAUGAUAUCCGAAGUUUCCGC